Molecule: messenger RNA, 1206 nt
Organism: Clupea harengus (Atlantic herring)
Lineage: Eukaryota; Metazoa; Chordata; Actinopteri; Clupeiformes; Clupeidae
Product: transmembrane protein 74
Exons: 1
Coding region: 124-972 (282 amino acids)
Source: RefSeq, a predicted model, not a curated record
UACCGGAUUUUCAAAAGUGUUGUCUGAUAUAAAACGACAGUCUAAUCAUUUUCUUGUUUCAUUUUUAGGGAUGGUUGACCUAUCUUAAACUGAGUGCUCAGGACACAAAACGCAAAUGCCCAAAUGGCCGAUUUGGAACUCUUCUACUUUGAUCAUCAAAGUCAACCUGACUGGCAAGGGUUUAACCUGCAUCUUGACAAGUCAGAUAUAUGUGGCUUUGAGUGCUCCCUCGCAAAAUCGCAACUUGCUCUCCAAAGAAGUAAUUCCGAAGAAAAGGCAUUUUUUUGCGAGGAGCAGGAAAAUCCAGUACCCUGGACAGCGGCCACGCUGACUACCCAACUCUGCGAUUUGAACGAUCAGGAUAAAGCGCCUAUUGUGUGCAGAGAGAAAGACUUAGAGUCUUCCUUCGCUUGUGUCAAUGUUAAUGCUGAACUUGACCUCAGCAGUCCACGACUGCCGGAUAAAUGCAACUAUGACUGUUUGUGUGACACGUCUUCGAGCGAUCUCCAAGAGGUCUUGCCAGAUUUUUCGGACUUGCCCGAGGAAGACCUCGACUUUGAGGCUUCGGGGAAGUCAACGGAUUACGGUUUCAUAUGUGCGGUCACGUUCUUGGUCACGGGCAUCUCUCUGGUGGUCAUCUCGUACACGAUCCCCAGGGACGUUACCGUCAACCCCGACAGCGUGUCUGCCCGCGAGAUGGAGACGCUGGAGCGCGCGAACGCCCGCGUGGGUGCCCACCUGGACCGGUGUGUUAUCGCGGGACUAAGCCUGCUGACUCUCGGAGGAGUCAUCCUGUCGACUCUGCUCAUGGUCUCUAUGUGGAAAGGUGAAAUGGUCAGACGGAAGGCGUUUGCGUAUUCAAGGCAGUCUGCUAAACUUUAUGGCUCCAUAAAUUUCCGCGCAGGGGGGAGUCCAUCUGGACCCUCCCCGCGUUUAUCCCCUGACGAGGACGAGGCGGAAGUUGUGAACUAAGUAGGCUACCACAGACGGUCUGGAUCUUAUCCUGGUAUCGUGCCAAAAAGCGAGCUCUUCCUUCGCACAGCUUCAAACCACUGCAACCUUGAGUGUAAAAUGUUCACCAGCUGUCGUCUCCUGGGAUAUUGACAGACGCAGCCCUAAUAGCUUCCUUUGCUUGUUAUUUGCAUGAUAUGGACUAUAAUUCUCUCUCUCUCUCUCUCUCUCACACACUCACACACACACACACAC